GUGGCAUUGAGCAGACACGCCUGCAUACAUUCCCUGGGAAAAGGCAGUUGCAACCAGGUGUGGCAGUGCCAGAGAGGUGUGAAUGAGGCAGGAUGAACUGGACAGGUCUCUACACCUUGCUCAGUGGCGUGAAUCGGCAUUCUACAGCCAUUGGCCGAGUAUGGCUGUCUGUCAUCUUCAUCUUCAGAAUCAUGGUGCUGGUGGUGGCUGCUGAGAGCGUGUGGGGUGAUGAGAAGUCUUCUUUUAUCUGUAACACCCUCCAGCCGGGUUGCAACAGCGUCUGCUAUGACCAUUUUUUCCCCAUCUCCCACGUGCGCCUAUGGUCCCUGCAGCUUAUCUUGGUUUCCACCCCAGCUCUCCUCGUGGCCAUGCACGUGGCUCACCAACAGCACAUAGAAAAGAAAAUGCUCCGGCUUGAGGGGCACGGGGACCCCCUUCACCUGGAAGAGGUAAAGAGACAUAAGGUGCACAUCUCAGGGACACUGUGGUGGACCUAUGUCAUCAGUGUGGUGUUCCGGCUGCUGUUCGAGGCUGUCUUCAUGUAUGUCUUCUAUCUGCUCUACCCCGGCUAUGCCAUGGUGCGGCUGGUCAAGUGUGAAGCCUUCCCCUGCCCCAACACAGUGGAUUGCUUCGUGUCCCGCCCCACCGAGAAAACCGUCUUCACUGUCUUUAUGCUCGCAGCCUCCGGCAUCUGCAUUAUCCUCAACGUGGCGGAGGUGGUGUACCUCAUCAUCCGGGCCUGUGCCCGCCGCGCUCAGCGCCGCUCCAAUCCGCCCUCCCGCAAGGGCUCGGGCUUCGGCCACCGCCUCUCACCUGAAUACAAGCAGAAUGAGAUCAACAAGCUGUUGAGCGAGCAAGAUGGCUCUCUGAAAGACAUACUGCGCCGAAGCCCUGGCACUGGGGCCGGGCUGGCUGAAAAGAGCGACCGAUGCUCAGCCUGCUGAGGCCGUCCGUGUACCAAGCAACCUCCCAUCCCACCCCUCCCUCACCCCGCCCAAGCCUGCCCCUCCUUCUUUGAUGCCGGUGAGCAGGCCUCUGCCUGCUAGGGAUUACUCCAUCAAACCUUCCCUCCCUCCCUACUUCCCUUCCUCAGAGAGCCUUCUGCCAAAGACCCGGCCGGCUGGGGAGUGGGGAGUGAGGAGCCACGGCUCAAGGGUGUGGGCAAUUCUUUCCGUCUAUACCUUUCCCUCUCCCUCUCCCUGAGACGAGGGAUGAGAUGUUCUGAAGGUGUUUCCAGUUAGGAAACUAAUCUUAACCCCCAUGCUGUCAGGCACCCCACUUUGGGAGUCAUGUCGGUGGGGAGGGAUGUGGCACUGCAGAGUGGAGGAGGGGCCGUGCUUUGUGGAUGGAGAAGGGAGGGGAGCUUGCCUUGCUCUCUGUCACAGGGAAAAGAAGGACGCAUCUAGGGUGAGGGAGUUAUGGAGGGAGAUACAGGCAGAUAAAUCGGAGUGGGGGUUGGUCAGGGCUGCCCCCAGUCCCCAGUUCCCAAGGCCUCUCUCUCUCUGCAAAUGUUACACAUUAAACAGGAUUUUACAGUAAAUGAAGAGAU
This is a messenger RNA of Apodemus sylvaticus (European woodmouse), 1549 nucleotides long. RefSeq names its product gap junction protein beta 1 (gene Gjb1). The record is from RefSeq and is a predicted model, not a curated record. The transcript has 2 exons. Gene Ontology annotation, cellular component: connexin complex. Gene Ontology annotation, biological process: cell communication. Lineage: Eukaryota; Metazoa; Chordata; Mammalia; Rodentia; Muridae. The coding region runs from base 93 to 944 and encodes 283 amino acids.